Messenger RNA from Spodoptera littoralis (African cotton leafworm), 1593 nucleotides. Lineage: Eukaryota; Metazoa; Arthropoda; Insecta; Lepidoptera; Noctuidae. The record is from the annotation of a GenBank genome assembly.
AUGAUUUCUCAAAUAGUUGUAAUAGUAACAACUGUUAAAUUACUUUUUAUUCCAUUAUAUCACUCUACAGACUUUGAAGUCCAUCGAAACUGGCUGGCAAUCACACAUAACUUGACAUUAGACAAAUGGUAUUAUGACAAUACGUCAGAAUGGACCCUGGAUUAUCCACCAUUCUUUGCAUGGCUGGAGUUUGUGAUGUCUUUUAUUGCUAAAUAUUUUGACCCGCAAAUGCUGUACUUAACUAAUCUAAACUACAAAUCUGAUAUGACUAUACUAUUUCAAAGGCUGUCAGUUAUAGUUCUGGAUUUUGUAUAUGUCUACAGUGUGAAGAGGUUGUCCAGUUUCAUUGGUGAUGGAAAACUUCUGGUAUUCAUAUUGCUGAUGUCCUGUCCAGGUCUAUUGAUGAUAGACCACAUACACUUCCAAUACAAUGGAUUCUUGUUUGGAAUCCUUUUAUACUCCAUAUCACAUAUCAUAGAAAAUAAUUGUCUAAUAGCAGCAUUUUGGUUUGCAGUGCUGUUGAAUUUGAAACAUAUAUUUUUAUAUGUAGCCCCUGUGUACAUUGUGUACUUAUUCAGGGCAUAUUGCUUUACAAUAUCUUCAGUUGAUGGUGUUCAUACUCCUUGGUAUUCAUUCUCUUUGACAAAUCUGUUCAAACUGGCAUUCACAGUGAUUUUUGUCUUUGGACUUUCAUUUGGACCUUUUAUUUAUCAUAUUCCACAGAUUUUAUCAAGACUAUUUCCCUUCAAAAGGGGAUUAUGUCAUGCCUACUGGGCGCCGAACUUUUGGGCGAUAUACAACUUUGUUGAUAAGGUGUUACAAACUAUUGGUACAAAAUUGGGAUUACUGCGGAUCCCGAGAGCUGAGGCGUCCAUGACAGGAGGUCUGGUGCAGCAAUACGACCAUGCGGUGUUACCAUCAAUCACUCCCACAAUGACUAUAGUUCUAACUGUCGUGACGAUGAUACCAGCGCUCAUUAAACUGUGGCAUUUGUGCGCUGACAGAAGAUACAGGGUGUUGAGUUUUGUAAGGUGUAUGGUGGUCUGUGCGGCUUGCUCCUUUUUGUUCGGCUGGCACGUUCAUGAAAAGGCCAUACUUAUGAUAUUGGUGCCGUUGACUUUCCUCUCAGUGCUGGGCGACGUCGACGGCAAACAGUUUUUAAUUCUAACAACAGUCGGGAACUAUUCCUUAUUCCCACUGCUAUAUCCAAAGAAUUUAUUUUCUAUUAAGUUUUUCAUAUUAUUGACACAUGUAGCUUUAGCUUUUGUUAAUGUAAGAACUUUAUAUGAGCCUGCGAAAGUUAAAGGCGGUAGGAGGAUAAGAGUGCUUCGCUUGCCAAUGCUGAGGCAAAUAGAGUCUUUAUAUUUAUACGGUUUAAUAGUACUUUGUGUGUAUGAUAAUGCUAUUCAUGCGCUCUGGGGCUUAGACAAAACGUUGCCGUUUUUGCCCCUGAUGCUUACAUCCGUAUAUUGUUCGAUAGGAGUUAUAUACGUAUGGCUUUGUUAUUAUUAUUAUUUCUUAACGUUCAAUGUUAGUCAAGUCCCCACGCUGUGCUCGGUUAACUUAGCAGAAAAAUAUAAGAAAACAAGUUAA